This is a messenger RNA of Cydia fagiglandana, 1896 nucleotides long. RefSeq names its product sperm-tail PG-rich repeat-containing protein 2-like. Lineage: Eukaryota; Metazoa; Arthropoda; Insecta; Lepidoptera; Tortricidae. The record is from RefSeq and is a predicted model, not a curated record. The transcript has a single exon. The coding region runs from base 78 to 1895 and encodes 605 amino acids.
ACACAAUUUACAAAUUUUGUAAUAUGUUAUACACUAUUAACUAGAAUUUUGAUUUCUUUUUCUCAAAUUUAAAAAUAAUGGCAGCAUACAGUUUGAGCGAAAGGUUCUCCCGGGACUCCAAAAACUACAGAAUUUACGACCCAGGUGCAUACCAGCACGAUGAGAGGUGUAAAACAAAGCCAGCUCACGCCCCAUUUCUUACCAAAACAUCACGUAAGACUUUUAGUACCAGACCAAUAUGGACACAUGCUAUUUAUGACGCUGAUAUUCCAUCUAAAAUUCCGAACUGUACUUCAAUGAUGUCUAAAAUUCCACGUUUUCCUUAUGAGGCUUUCAGUAUGGAAGAUCUAGAAGAAGUCCUUUGCAAAUGUGGGUACCCAACAUGUUGUCGAUGUCCUAUAGAAGAAGAAGAUAAACCAAAACCGAAUAUCGUUUGUCAAGGUAAAGUGCCAAAACAUAUUAUAAAAGGAGCUCCACCUCGAACGGGUGGUGACAGCGGCCUAUCAGCACCAUCUAAGGGUGACUAUGGGUUCGAAGUACGAAGAGAUGGUUUUCAAACGAGAUUAAAGGAGAAAGUUUCAGACGAGUCUCCUCCAUUUUAUGAUGCAAGAGUAAUAGAAACAACAAUGUUUUAUCAAGGAUGUAAAUGGAGUAAGUGGACUGGCACUAGAGCAACAAAGGCUUUAGAGCAAAGUCCUGGACCAGCAGAUUACACAUUGGAGAAAAAGCUUACUGAAUUCGAAAAAUAUGCUGAAAAAUGUAGAUUUCUGAAACGUAAAGAAGCAAAACAAUACCGAUACAUAGAGAUGGUUCAAAGGAGAAAUAUCCUAGAAAAUCAACCUGGACCGGCAACUUAUUCUCCGAUGUUGCCGAAAGGUACCGAUUUACAAGAAAUAGGAUCAAAAGCUGACAGGUUUACCUCACCAAAACAUGAAGUUUUCCCUGGUCCAGGCGAUCAUAAUCUUAAAAGGGAUUUUGAUCCACCACCAAAAUUAGUUACACCCUGUCAUGCAGUUUUACCUGAACCUGCUUGUUUUAAUGUAAAAGCCCACAGAUUUAAGCCACGCAAAGAAGAAGGCCCUGGUCCAGCUAGUUACUGUGCAAAAUAUAAACCAUAUCUGAUUCAAACAUGUUCAACAGCACCUUUUGGAUCAAAUACAAAAAGAUUUAGAACUAUCAGAUUAGACGAAACCGAUGAGACUGAAAUCGAUGUAAAUUAUUGUGAUCAACUGCAGGCUGGAAAAUUAGAAGAUAUCGAUCCUUGCCCUCAUCAUACGUGGGAAUUUAAAUCAAAAACUGUGCGCAUGAAACCACUCUUUAAAAGUUGGAAUGAACCGAGCCCUGCAGAUUUUAUGCCAAUGGAACUGAAAUCAAAACGACCGUUGCAUCUGCAAUAUCUUUCCCCAUUUUGUUCAUCGGAUGGUCGUUUUCAACCGUGGUACAAUUUUAUUCCUGUAUAUGGAAAAAUAGCCACGCGUGGUCCGGGUUACUACAAUGCAGAAAAAGCCAAAUGUUAUCCAGCAGUAAAGCGAGGGCCCCUCUGUCGAGCUCCACGUUUCCGCACACCUUCAUUUGAGACUCCGGCUCCGUGCGCAUAUAAUGUAGGGGGUGGCAUUGAGACUAUUUUAGAUACUUACAAUCUAAAAUUGAAGCAUAAUAUCGAAAACCAGUAUAAAUUUAGUGGGAUUGCCCCUGAACGGAAAGUAUUAACUUUAAAAGAAAAAGAAACUUUGCUUAUGAAUCAAUGCAUCGCAUUGUGUGAAGAAGCAAUAAAUGAAGUAUCUUCUUUGCCACCCCCGGAAAAGAAAUAUGAUACUCUAACAAAACAUAUAUUAGACAAGAAAAAAAUAUUACGGUUCUUUUUAUAUAAGCAUCAAAUGCCUAUGCCUGUGUAAC